This is a messenger RNA of Centrocercus urophasianus (Greater sage-grouse), 14594 nucleotides long. It is a transcript of the gene ANK3, whose product is annotated as ankyrin 3. The transcript has 46 exons. The record is from RefSeq and is a predicted model, not a curated record. Gene Ontology annotation, biological process: signal transduction. The coding region runs from base 37 to 13176 and encodes 4379 amino acids. Lineage: Eukaryota; Metazoa; Chordata; Aves; Galliformes; Phasianidae. Gene Ontology annotation, molecular function: protein binding.
ACGCUGGGCGAAGCGAGGUGCUGAGCGCGCUGCAACAUGGCCUCCUCCUCCUGCCCCGCGGGACGGGGCGGCCGCGACCAGUCUGACACAAAUGCAAGUUACUUGAGAGCUGCUCGAGCUGGCAACUUGGAAAAGGCUCUUGACUACUUAAAAAGUGGAGUGGACAUCAACAUUUCUAAUCAGAAUGGGUUGAAUGCACUCCAUCUCGCUUCCAAAGAAGGGCACGUAGAAGUUGUCUCUGAACUGAUACAGCGAGGUGCCAGUGUGGAUGCAGCGACAAAGAAAGGAAACACAGCAUUGCACAUAGCAUCCCUGGCUGGACAAGCAGAAGUUGUCAAAGUGUUGGUUACAAAUCGAGCCAAUGUCAAUGCACAAUCUCAGAAUGGUUUCACUCCUCUGUAUAUGGCAGCCCAAGAAAACCACCUGGAGGUUGUUAAGUUUCUUCUUGAUAAUGGUGCCAGUCAGAGCCUUGCCACAGAGGAUGGUUUCACACCUUUGGCAGUAGCUUUACAGCAAGGUCAUGACCAGGUGGUUUCACUGUUGCUUGAAAAUGAUACAAAAGGAAAAGUCCGUCUUCCUGCUCUUCACAUCGCUGCUCGGAAGGAUGAUACGAAGGCAGCGGCUCUGCUCCUGCAGAAUGACCACAAUGCUGACGUGGAGUCAAAGAGUGGGUUCACACCCCUUCACAUAGCUGCUCACUAUGGAAAUAUCAAUGUAGCUACACUGCUGUUAAAUCGAGGAGCUGCUGUGGACUUCACUGCAAGGAAUGAUAUCACACCAUUACAUGUUGCAUCGAAGAGGGGAAAUGCAAAUAUGGUCAAACUCCUACUUGAUCGAGGAGCUAAAAUUGAUGCCAAAACAAGGGAUGGGUUGACCCCCCUCCACUGUGGAGCAAGAAGCGGCCAUGAACAAGUUGUAGAAAUGCUGCUGGAUCGUGGUGCUCCUAUUCUUUCCAAAACAAAGAAUGGUUUGUCUCCAUUGCACAUGGCAACACAAGGAGAUCAUCUAAACUGUGUUCAGCUCCUGAUUCAGCACAACGUGCCUGUGGAUGAUGUCACUAAUGACUAUUUGACUGCGCUGCAUGUUGCCGCCCACUGUGGCCACUACAAAGUUGCCAAGGUUCUCUUGGACAAGAAAGCUAAUCCUAAUGCCAAAGCACUGAAUGGUUUCACACCUCUGCACAUUGCAUGCAAGAAGAACAGGAUAAAAGUGAUGGAACUUCUUCUGAAGCAUGGUGCAUCAAUCCAAGCUGUAACUGAGUCGGGCCUAACUCCAAUCCAUGUUGCUGCCUUCAUGGGACAUGCAAAUAUUGUAUCACAGCUAAUGCAUCAUGGAGCAUCACCCAACACUACCAAUGUGAGAGGAGAAACAGCACUGCACAUGGCUGCCAGAGCAGGCCAAACAGAGGUCGUUCGAUACCUAGUACAAAACGGAGCUCAGGUGGAGGCUAAAGCUAAGGAUGACCAGACUCCGCUGCACAUUUCUGCUCGACUGGGAAAAGCAGAUAUAGUACAGCAGCUGUUACAGCAAGGAGCGUCUCCAAAUGCAGCUACAACUUCUGGCUAUACGCCCUUGCAUCUUUCAGCUCGAGAAGGCCAUGAAGAUGUAGCUUCUGUUCUUUUGGAGCAUGGUGCAUCUUUAGCUAUUAUUACCAAGAAAGGAUUUACUCCUCUACACGUGGCUGCAAAAUAUGGGAAAAUUGAGGUAGCAAACCUCCUGCUUCAGAAGAAUGCAUCUCCUGAUGCUUCUGGGAAGAGCGGUUUAACACCACUGCAUGUAGCUGCACACUACGAUAAUCAAAAAGUGGCACUCCUACUGUUGGACCAGGGAGCUUCACCUCAUGCAUCUGCCAAGAACGGCUACACGCCACUACAUAUAGCUGCCAAGAAAAACCAGAUGGACAUAGCAACUACACUGCUGGAAUAUGGUGCUGAUGCCAAUGCUGUAACCAGGCAGGGUAUUGCCCCUGUACAUCUGGCCUCGCAGGAUGGCCAUGUGGACAUGGUGUCCUUACUUCUUACUAGAAAUGCUAAUGUAAAUCUCAGCAACAAGAGUGGACUGACACCAUUGCACUUAGCUGCUCAAGAGGACAGAGUCAAUGUAGCAGAGGUUCUUGUUAACCAAGGAGCUGCUGUUGAUGCUCAGACAAAGAUGGGAUAUACUCCCCUGCAUGUUGGCUGCCACUACGGAAACAUAAAGAUUGUUAAUUUCCUUCUGCAACAUUCUGCAAAAAUCAAUGCCAAAACGAAGAACGGGUACACGCCGCUGCACCAGGCUGCACAGCAGGGGCACACCCACAUCAUCAAUGUUCUGCUCCAGCACGGUGCAGCGCCCAAUGAGCUCACUGUGAAUGGAAAUACUGCCCUCGCCAUUGCAAAGCGACUUGGCUACAUUUCAGUUGUUGACACAUUAAAGGUGGUGACAGAGGAGACCAUGACUACAAUUACUGUUACAGAGAAGCACAAAAUGAAUGUACCUGAAACCAUGAAUGAAGUUCUUGAUAUGUCUGACGAUGAAGUUCGUAAAGCCAAUGCCCCUGAAAUACUCAGUGAUGCUGAAUAUUUGUCAGAUGUUGAAGAAGGUGAGGAUGCAAUGACAGGUGACACGGACAAAUAUCUUGGACCCCAGGAUCUAAAAGAGUUGGGCGAUGAUUCUUUGCCUGCUGAAGGCUACAUGGGCUUUAGCCUGGGAGCCCGCUCUGCCAGCCUCCGCUCCUUCAGUUCGGAUAGGUCCUACACGCUGAACAGAAGUUCUUAUGCCCGAGACAGCAUGAUGAUCGAAGAGCUGCUGGUACCAGCAAAGGAUCAGCACCUGACGUUUCAGAGGGAGUUUGAUUCUGAUUCUCUCAGACACUACAGCUGGGCUGCAGACACCUUGGACAAUGUUAACCUUGUUUCAAGUCCCAUCCAUUCUGGUUUCCUGGUUAGUUUUAUGGUCGAUGCCCGCGGGGGUUCGAUGAGAGGUAGUCGUCAUCAUGGAAUGAGAAUUAUCAUCCCACCACGCAAAUGCACAGCACCAACCCGCAUCACCUGCCGCUUGGUAAAGAGGCAUAAGCUGGCCAGCCCACCACCAAUGGUUGAAGGAGAAGGAUUAGCAAGUAGACUUGUAGAAAUGGGGCCGGCAGGGGCACAGUUUUUAGGUCCUGUCAUAGUGGAAAUCCCACAUUUUGGAUCAAUGCGAGGAAAGGAAAGAGAGUUAAUCGUACUUCGAAGUGAAAAUGGUGAAACGUGGAAGGAGCACCAGUAUGACAGCAAGCACGAAGACUUAACUGAAGUACUCAAUGGCAUGGAUGAAGAGCUGGACAGUGUUGAGGAGCUAGAGAAGAAGCGUAUCUGUAGGAUUGUCACAAAGGAUUUCCCUCAGUACUUUGCAGUGGUUUCACGAAUCAAGCAAGAAAGUAACCAAAUUGGCCCAGAGGGCGGCGUGCUGAGCAGCACAACGGUGCCACGUGUCCAGGCGUCCUUCCCCGAGGGUGCUCUAACCAAAAGAAUCCGUGUGGGACUCCAGGCUCAACCAGUUCCAGAGGAAAUUGUUAAGAAAAUCCUUGGAAACAAGGCAACUUUCAGUCCCAUUGUCACAGUGGAGCCAAGAAGAAGAAAAUUUCAUAAGCCAAUAACCAUGACAAUUCCUGUGCCACCUCCAUCAGGAGAAGGUGUAACCAAUGGGUACAAAGGAGACACGACACCCAGCCUUCGACUUUUAUGUAGCAUUACAGGAGGUACUUCACCUGCGCAGUGGGAGGACAUCACAGGCACAACUCCUCUGACGUUUUCUAAUGACUGUGUCUCCUUCACAACCAAUGUUUCAGCCAGAUUUUGGCUUGCAGACUGCCAUCAAGUACUAGAGACUGUUGGGCUGGCAACGCAGCUUUACAGAGAAUUAAUAUGUGUUCCUUACAUGGCAAAGUUUGUUAUAUUUGCCAAAAUGAAUGACCCUGUAGAAUCCAAUUUGCGUUGCUUCUGCAUGACUGAUGACAAAGUGGACAAAACUUUGGAGCAACAGGAGAAUUUUGAAGAAGUUGCAAGAAGCAAAGACAUUGAGGUUCUGGAAGGAAAGCCUAUUUACGUUGAUUGCUAUGGAAAUCUUGCCCCUUUGACUAAAGGAGGACAGCAGCUUGUUUUUAAUUUUUACGCUUUCAAAGAAAAUAGACUGCCAUUCUCUAUCAAGGUAAGAGACACCAGCCAAGAACCCUGUGGUCGAUUAUCAUUUUUGAAAGAACCAAAGACUACCAAAGGACUGCCACAAACAGCUGUUUGCAACUUGAAUAUCACUUUGCCAGCACACAAAAAGAUGGAGAAAGCCGACCGGCGUCAGAACUUUGUCUCCCUUGCUUUACGUAAGCGCUACAGCUAUCUGACUGAGCCUGGAAUGAUUGAACGGAGUGCAGGAGCAACAAGAUCCCUACCUGCUACUUACUCAUACAAGCCAUUCUUUUCAACACGGCCAUAUCAGUCAUGGACAACAGCUCCAAUUACAGUGCCUGGGCAAACCAAAUCAGGCUUCACUUCCUUAUCAAGCUCUUCCUCUAACACUCCUACAGCUUCCCCAUUAAAAUCAAUAUGGUCUGUUUCUUCUGCUUCUCCAAUCAAAUCCACAUUAGGAGCUUCUACCACAUCAUCAGUUAAAUCUGUUAGUGAUGUAGCAUCUCCGAUUAGAUCAUUUCGGACAAUCUCCUCACCAAUAAAAACUGUGGUUUCGCAGCCUCCGUACAAUAUGCAGGUUACUUCAGGUUCUUUCGUCAGAGCUCCCGCAGUAACAGAAGCUGCUAGCCUAAAAGGGCUGGCAUCCACUACCACAUUCCCCACUCGGACAUCUCCUGUGACUACAGCAGGGUCUCUCUUGGAGAGAUCAUCCAUAACCAUGACGCCUCCAGCAUCCCCCAAAUCCAACAUUAACAUGUACUCUUCGAGUUUGCCUCUUAAAUCGGUCAUCACAUCAGCAUCCUCACUAUUAUCGUCCCCUCUAAAGUCAGUGGUGUCACCUGCUAAGUCAGCAGUUGAUGCUGUUUCAUCCUCUAAGGUCAUGAUGGCCUCGUCUCUCUCGUCGCCAGCAAAACAUGUAGCUGGGCACACAGAUGUACCAUUACUUAAUGGGUCUGUGUCACCGCUGAAAUACCCGUCUUCUUCCAACUUAAUAAAUGGAUCCAAAGCUGCAGCUGUUUUCCAAGACAAGAUUGCUGCAGCUGCACAUUCUGCAAGUUGUGCUGCUAGCGCAGUUGCUGACACAGCUGAGAGAGUGUUUUCAACUGCUUCAACAAUGUCAUUUUCUCCACUCAGGUCAUUUGUGUCUUCAGCACCAUCAGCUUUCCAGUCAAUAAGAACUCCUCCUGCAGGUGCUUUGUAUACAGCCCUUGGGUCAAUAUCAGCAACUACCUCAUCUGUAACUUCAUCAACAAUAACAGUGCCGGUAUAUUCUGUAGUCAAUGUUUUGUCUGAACCAGCAUUAAAGAAGCUCCCAGAGUCAUCUCCGCUUACAAAAUCAGCUGCUGCGUUACUGUCACCUAUUAAAACAUUGACUACAGAGGCACGCACGCAACCUCCCUUUAAUCGAACUUCAUCUCCAAUAAAAUCAUCCUUGUUCUUAGCACCCUCUGCUCUCAAAUUGUCCACGCCAUCUUCUUUAUCCUCCAGUCAGGAGAUACUGAAAGAUGUUGCUGAAAUGAAAGAGGAUCUAAUAAGAAUGACUGCAAUAUUGCAGACAGAUGUCACAGAGGACAAACCGUUCCAUCCUGAGAUACCAAAAGAGGGUAGAAUCGAUGAUGAAGAGCCUUUUAAAAUUGUUGAGAAAGUGAAAGAGGACUUAGUAAAAGUUAGUGAGAUUCUGAAAAAAGAUGUAUGUUUAGAAAGUAAAGGGUCUGCUAAAGUAUCUAAAAGCGAUCAAGGACAUGUCUCUGAGGAUGACUGGGUAGAGUUCAGUGCAGAGGAGAUUGAUGAAGCAAGACAGCAAGCUUUGACAAGCCCUCCUAUGUCUGUUCCAGAGAAGGCACAAAUUAAAGCUAAAACUGUGUCGGAAAAGGAUUAUAACUUAUCAAAAGUUAUUGAUUACUUAGCAAAUGAUAUCGGUAGCAGUUCAUUAACAAACAUAAAGUACAAGUUUGAAGAGGGGAAAAAAGAAGGUGAAGAGAGACAAAAACGCAUUUUAAAGCCAGCUAUUGCUUUGCAGGAACACAAACUCAAAAUGCCUCCUGCCUCCAUGAGGCCUUCAACAUCAGAAAAGGAGUUAUGUAAAAUUGCGGAUUCCUUUUUUGGAGCAGAUACAAUUUUAGAGUCUCCGGAUGACUUUUCUCAACACGAUCAAGACAAAAGUCCUUUAUCUGACAGUGGCUUUGAAACAAGGAGUGAAAAAACACCUUCUGCCCCUCAAAGCGCUGAAAGCACAGGGCCAAAACCACUUUUCCAUGAUGUACCCAUCCCUCCCGUCAUUACAGAAACAAGAACUGAGGUAGUUCAUGUUAUCCGUAGCUACGAACCAUCAUCUGAAGAAAUUCCAGAGCAGAAAACAGAAGAACUACCGGCCGCAAAGCCUGCUCCUGCUUUCAUGGAGCUGGAGCAAAAGCCUGCCGGGUCUAUUAAAGAGAAGGUUAAAGCAUUUCAAAUGAAAGCUAGCAGCAGUGAGGAAGAUGACCAUAAGUGUGUCCUUAGCAAAGGUGUCCGAGUAAAAGAAGAAACUCACAUCACUACGACAACUAGGAUGGUUUAUCACAAACCUCCAUGCACUGAAAGCACAUCGGAAAGAAUUGAGGAAACUAUGUCUGUUCAUGACAUAAUGAAAGCCUUUCAGUCUGGACGUGACCCUUCCAAAGAACUGGCAGGUCUGUUUGAACAUAAAUCAUCAGUAACAGCCGAUGUUAGCAAGUCUGCUGAAACUUCACCACAACAUGCAGAGAAGGACAGCAAAAUGAAACCCAAACUGGAGCGAAUAAUAGAGGUCCAUAUUGAAAAAGGUAAUCAGGCUGAACCUACUGAAGUGAUUAUUAGAGAAACAAAAAAGCAUCCAGAAAAAGAAAUGUAUGUGUAUCAGAAAGACUUACCUCGGGGAGAUAUUAACUUAAAAGAGUUGGAAAAACAUGAUGCUUUUCCUUGUUCAGAUGAACAAGGUCAGCAAGAAGAAGAGGAGCUCACAGCCGAAGAGUCACUUCCUUCUUAUCUGGAAUCCUCUAGAGUUAACACUCCCGUGUCCCAGGAAGAAGACAGUCGCCCUAGUUCUGCUCAACUCAUGUCUGAUGACUCUUACAAAACACUGAAGCUUUUGAGUCAGCACUCAAUAGAAUACCAUGAUGAUGAGUUGUCAGAACUAAGAGGGGAGUCUUACAGGUUUGCUGAGAAAAUGCUUCUUUCAGAAAAGCUAGAUGUUUCUCAGUCUGAUACUGAGGAGUCAGUUACUGAUGCUCUACCCCUUAGUGCAGAGUUACAGGGGUCUGAUAAACGAUGCAGAGAAAAAGUAGCUACUGCCCCUAAAAAAGAGAUUCUCUCCAAAAUCUAUAAAGAUGUAUCUGAAAAUGGUGUGGGUAAAAUGUCUAAAGAUGAUCAUUAUGAUAAAGUGACAGUAUUACACUACACUGGAGAUGUUAGUAGUCCAAAGCAUGCAAUGUGGAUGCGCUUUACUGAGGACAGAUUAGACAGAGGUAGAGAAAAGUUGAUAUAUGAAGACAGGGUGGACAGGACUGUUAAGGAGGCAGAAGAAAAACUGACUGAAGUAUCACAGUUUUUUCGGGAUAAAACAGAGAAGUUGAAUGAUGAGCUACAGUCUCCAGAGAAAAAACAGCAUAAAAAAAAUGGCAAAGAAAUACAUUCUAGUCAGAGCUCUGCCAGCAGCAGCCCUGAGAAGGUUCUACUCUCUGAAUUAUCAGCGUCUGGUGAUGACUGGAGUAAAGCAAAACAGCAUGCACGUGAUGGCAAAUGCUUUCCCAAAGUGGAUGAAAGAAAAGUGUCCAGUUUGCCCAGCAGUCCUGAGAAAAGGAUAUUUGUGCAACCAGCAGAGGACUCUAAGCAAACUAUGGAACACAAAAGAAGUGCUCAGCAGACUGGAGUGCCUGAGGUUUCACAGGCUGGAUUUCAGCUGAAGCAAUCAAAACUCAGUUCUAUUAGGCUGAAGUUUGAACAAAGCAUAAGUCCAAAGAGUAAGGACCCAACUCAAGAGGAAAAAAAACUGGACAGUCAGUCCAAAAUUCCGGUAAAGAAGUUGCAAGAAAGUAAGUUACCGGUUUACCAGUUUUAUUCUAGAGAGAAACACGCAAAGCAAGUCGAGCUCAUUGAUGGAAGUGCAGCUUUACAGAAAGAGGUGAAAAUACAGGAAGAUUUUGUCCCAGGUAAAGGAAAAGCUAUAGAAGAAUUUUGUGCUUCAGACACACAAAAGCAAAGAACUGAAGCAAGUGUGCCAGAGUACUUUUCAGAAUCACAGACAAAAGACCUGGUGUAUGGCUCAGACUCAACGGCAAAGGGACACUGGGACAAAAAAAUCUAUAGGACUUGGGAAAGUCCUGGAACUUCUAAUCAUAAAACACAAAAAGAGAAGCUUUCACAUGUGCUGAUUCCAGAUACAGUAAAGGAAAACCACGUUGAUCAUGUUGAAGCUGACAAAAAAACUGAAUUUAUUACUCUGACAGAGCACAAACUGGCAGCAAAUGGCAUUCAUUCAGAAGAAGUGAAAGAAAUGACUGUAAAAUCUCCCUCAAAAAAGGUUUUAUACAGAGAAUUUGUUGUCAGGGAGGGGGAACGUAACGGUGAAAUAGCUGAUAAAAUAUCCAGAAGGAAAGAAGAAAUUGCUGUGUCCCAUAUUCCAGUAAGGAUUGCUGAGGAGAAGAGAACUGUGCUUGAUGGUGUUUAUCAACUUUCAGCUAAAGUAUCCCAGUCAGCUGUGAUUAAGGAGAAAGUUGAGAGGCAGAUAGGUUAUAUGGAAGAUGAUCAAGUAAAGCAUUCAGAAAUUAGAAGAGUUACCAAGCAGCAGAGCUUGAUAGGUCUAAGUCCUCCUGUUGAGGAAACUGAGAUAUCCCCUAGCAAAUCACCAGAUUCUCUAGAAUUUAGUCCAGGAAAGGAAUCUCCUUCGAAUGAGUUAGUUGACCCUGGUGCCAGUGAUUACUUGGAUAAAGUUGCACCAUUAGUAAGUACAGAGGGAGUGAAAGAAAUUAAGACCUUACCGGUUUAUGUCAGUUUUGUUCAAGUAGGAAAGCAAUAUGAGAAAGAGGUGCAACAAGGAAGUAUUAAAAAAAUUGUCAGUCAGGAAAGUAAGACAGUGCAAGAGACAAGGGGGACCUUUUACACAGCUAGACAGCAAAAGCAACCUCCCUCUCCACAAGGUAGUCCAGAAGAUGAUACGCUAGAACAGGUGUCCUUUAUUGAUAGCUCUGGCAAAAGCCCUUUAACACCAGAAACACCAAGUUCAGAGGAAGUGAGUUAUGAGUUUACAUCUAAAACACCCGACUCACUAAUAGCAUAUAUCCCAGGCAAACCCAGUCCUAUACCUGAGGUUUCUGAGGAAUCAGAGGAGGAAGCAGAGGCUAAGUCAACCUCUGUGAAACAGGCAGUAGUUGAGGAACCACAGACUGACAAAUCAUUACCUAACCAUAUAAAUAAGGACUCUAACAAAAGACCGAAAGGUAACAGAGUUGCCUACAUUGAAUUCCCACCUCCUCCACCACUGGAUGCAGAUCAAGCCGAGUCAGAAAAGAAGCCUCAGUGUUCCACUGAGAGUGAAAUGGAGAUGACAGAAGUGAACCUGCAGGAUGAACAUGACAAAUGUCAACUGGCUGAGCCAGUUAUAAGAGUACAGCCACCGUCUCCUGUGCCGCCGGGAGCAGAUGUCAGUGACUCCAGUGAUGAUGAAUCUCUCUAUCAACCUGUUCCGCUUAAAAAGUACACGUUCAAACUGAAAGAACUAGAAGAUGACCAGAAAGAAAGCUCAAAACCCAGAACCCCUGAAAAGAUUGAGAAACAGAAAGAGUUAGGACACCCCACUUCUGGGAAACCUAGUGAGUUUGACGUUGGGCUUGAUUCACCCCAGAAUGAUGUAGUGCAAAAUGGGAAUAAUAAUGACCAGUCUGUCACAGAGUGUUCCAUAGCAACCACUGCAGAAUUCUCCCAUGAUACCGAUGCGACUGAGAUUGACUCUCUUGACGGUUAUGAUUUGCAAGAUGAAGAUGAUGGUUUAACUGAGAGUGAUUCUAAACUUGCAGGUCCGGCAGUUGAAACCAAAAAGGACGUAUGGACUACAGAAGGUAUUCUAAAGCAGACUGAUCGCUGCUUUAGCCAGAGUAAACUUGAAGUCAUUGAGGAGGAAGGGAAGGUAGGCCCUGAAGAAGACAAGGUGCCUUCAAAGGGUCCAGCUUCUGAAAAGGCCGGAGAUAAAAGCGAGCAGAAGUCAGGGGCGCAGUUUUUCACUUUGGAAGGCAGACACCCUGACAGGACUGUGUUUCCCGAUUCAUAUUUCAGUUACAAAGUAGAUGAAGAAUUUGCAACGCCUUUCAAAACUGUGGCCACUAAGAGUCUAGAUUUUGACCCAUGGUCCAAUAACCGAGGUGACGACGAAGUGUUUGAGACUAAAUCAAGGGAUGAUGAGGCAAAGCCAUUUGGUCUGGCAGUGGAAGACAGAUCUCAAGCAACAACACCUGAUACAACUCCAGCCAGAACUCCAACAGAUGAGAGUACGCCAACUAGCGAGCCCAACCCCUUCCCAUUUCAUGAAGGGAAGAUGUUUGAGAUGACUCGCAGUGGUGCAAUUGACAUGAGCAAGAGGGAUUUUGUUGAAGAAAGACUCCAAUUUUUUCAGAUUGGUGAGCAUACUUCUGAAGGGAAGUCAGGGGACAAGGGGGAAGGGGAUAAAAGUACAGUCACUGCCAUCACACAGCCACAGGCAGGGGACAACACUGUAGAAACAAACCUAGAGAGACCAGUAGAAUCACCAGCAGUUGAACAUAAGCCCAUCAUCCAGGCCAGUGGAGAUUGCAUGGAACAAACACUUGGUAGUAACUCACUGGAAAAAUCAUCGGCAGCGGUAAAUGCUUCUAAAGUUGAUCCCAAAUUGCGCACGCCAAUUAAAAUGGGAAUUUCUGCUUCCACCAUGACUCUGAAGAAAGAUGGUCCUGGCGAAGUGACAGAUAAGAUAGAAGCUGUGAUGCCAAGUGGUCAGGGAUUAGAAAAUGAAACUGUAGCAGUGAUUGCGAGUUCAGCUUCUAGCGAGACAAGCUGUAGGCAAACAGAAAACACUGAGUUUCCAAAAGAUAAUUUUAAUAACAACAACAAUUUGGAUUCAUCUGCAGUCUCUACAGAUGAUAUUACCUCUAAUGUAGUGCUAGAAGAACAUUCGGAACCAAAAUGUUCCCUGCAGAAAGCUAACCCAGCAAAAAGCACUUCAGGAAAAGGUACAGGGACAACACAAGGACAAAGAGUAAGAGAGAAACAAAAAGCACAUGGAGAGCAGCAGAAGUCAACAGAGUUGGUAGGGGCUAGAGGAAAAUCAAAACUUCCUGUAAAGGCCAGCUCAGUAAAAGAAGUCUUGCCGCAAAAUAAUCUCCAAAGCAACACAGGGAGUAAAGUGAGACAGGCUAGUAAGCCUGACAAAGCAAAACAAGAUAAUGCUCCUCCCUGUCUAGAAGGAAGGUCUAGGAUUCCUGUAAAAAAUACACGUAGGAGUAAUUUAUCUAGAAAACCUCCAGCCCUACCAAAGCAAGAGCAGGUAGAGAAAGAAAAAACAAAACAGCUUCCUUCUAAAUUACCAGUAAAGGUAAGAUCUACCUCCGUCACAAUGACAACAGUUAAAGUAAAAAAAAAUCAGCUUAGGGAGGUGUGUAAACAUUCAAUUGAAUAUUUUAAGGGAAUUAGUGGUGAGACAUUAAAGCUUGUGGAUCGUCUAUCUGAUGAAGAGAAAAAGAUGCAGUCAGAGGUCUCUGACGAUGAAGAAGACAGUACAUCAAGGAACACAUCACUGUCAGAAGCUACUCAAGUGUACCUGCCUUCCAUUACAUCGAAGUCUGCUAGAGAUAUGAGAACAGAGGCAGCAUCUAUAAAAUCAAAGAGUGAAAAAGCCGACAGUGAGAGGAGGAGGAGUAAGAGGACUGGUCCACAAAGUCCAUGUGAACGAACAGAUAUAAGGAUGGCAAUUGUAGCUGAUCACCUUGGACUUAGCUGGACAGAACUGGCAAGAGAACUGAAUUUUUCUGUGGAUGAAAUAAACCAAAUCCGAGUAGAAAACCCAAAUUCUCUUAUUGCUCAAAGUUUCAUGUUAUUAAAAAAAUGGGUUACCAGAGACGGGAAAAAUGCUACAACUGAUGCCUUAACUUCUGUAUUGACAAAAAUUAAUCGAAUAGAUAUUGUGACCCUGCUGGAAGGACCAAUAUUUGAUUAUGGAAAUAUUUCAGGCACCAGAAGCUUUGCAGAUGAAAAUAACGUUUUUCAUGAUCCCAUUGAUGGUUGGCAGACUGACUCAUCAAGUGUCACUGAGCCACCAACGUCGGGACGCAGGAUAGGUGGUAGUCUGCUAGAUCGCCUGGAUGAUAGCUUGGACCAAUGUAGGGACUCUGUUACCUCAUACGUCAAAGGAGAAGCAGGGAAACCAGAAACAAAUGGAAGCCUCUCAGAAACCACAACAGAAACAAAAACUAAAUCCUAUGUCCAGGAAUCUUUAAAUGAUGUGGGAAAACACAGUGACAAAGAAGCCCUGAAAACAAAGUCCCAAAUUUCAGCUGGUACUGAUGAGCAAACAUUGUCAUCAACAGCAUAUCAGAAAUCUUUGGAAGAGACUAGCAAGCCAACAGUGGAAGGCAGCAAAACAUCUGUGCCUGUCAGUGUGAAGAAGAUGGGCUGGAGUACUUCAGAGGAUGGCAAGGCAAGAACAGGCAUCCAAGAGGAGGAGGGAGCAGGAAUGUCUGAACAGAAGGAAUGUAGUGACAGUGAGAUUGAGAGUGAUUCGAGCUCAGGUGAGGAGCAGAGGAUUACUACAAGAGUGUAUCGACGGCGGUUGAUUCUGAAGGGUGAGGAAGCAAAAAACAUUCCUGGUGAAUCUGUAACAGAGGAGCAGUUUACCGAUGAAGAAGGCAACGUCAUCACAAGAAAAAUCACCCGGAAAGUAGUAAGGCGUGUUGUUAUCCCACAUGAGAGGAAAGCUGGUGAAAUGCAGGGCGAAGCUUACAAGGUUAAGACGAAGAAAGAAGUCAGACAUGUGGAGAAGAAAAGUUACUCGUGAAAGCUGAAAGCCAACCACUGACCGGACCGUGUGCUUUUACUGCCAGUAUUCCAGAGGGACAGUCACAGAAGAAAAAUCAACAGGAAUUAAACAUUCACCUAUAAAAGUGUGCGUGUGUUUGCUGCUUCCACACAUUAACCGCAUGGUUUUUAUGCAAAAGCAAAAACAAAACAAAGAAACAAAAAGUUAAUUUAGCAUGAGCCAAUUUACAGAGCAUGGAAAUUCACUUUCAUUCACGGGAUUGGAGAGUGCGCAGUUAACAAUGCAGUGUAUAUACAAGAUGUCAUGCUGUUAACAGCUUAUUUCAAGCAGUUUGAUGUCAUCACAAAAGAAAUAAAUUCCUGUGGCUAGAGGGGAUGUACGAAGACGAAAUGGUUAAACCAUGGAAAGACACUAAAAUUACUAAAAUCCACAACAGCUCGCCUUAUUUUUCUCGGACCCAAACUGUCAGGGUAUAAAACACUAGUUGUUUCUUUUUUAAACAUCGAUAGUUUUGCUGUAAAUAAAUAACACUGUAUAAAUUCUAACAAAAUAGAAUAAAUGUUGAUAAGGCACUGCCUUUUCGAUCACAAACAGAAUACUGCAAAUGCAUUGAGCAGGCUAGGUGUCUCAAGCAGCUACACCUACAGGGAUAUUCUGAGUGUAUCUUCACAGAUUCUUGUAUAUUAGCAAUUAUAAUGUUUGUAUAUGCAAAAACGCUAGCUUGAUUUUAAAAAAAUCUUUAAAAUCUGCUGCAAAUUUAAAUGAUUCCCAAAAUGAGGAAUUCUGUAGUUCUGUGAAAAUUUUUCUUCAGAGUACUAAUAUUUUGAUGCAUGUGUUUCACCUUAUUUUGAUUAAAUCUUUUCCAGUUUUGCAAACACUAUACUGCAACAUGAAAAAUAAGAUUUUAUCUGUAAACACAAAGCCCUUCAUCUAAUAUUUGUUGCUGUUGCCAAUUUUUCAAUGAAAUGACCUAAAAACCAUAACAUAUACAGUAGUUGCAUUAUGGGGAGGGGGGUGCUAUCUGUUCUCGCUUUAUAACGGGGGUACUGCUUGCAGCUUUAGAAGUGGGUUGGUGCUCCAGCGGGCACAAGUUUGGGAUAUUUUUAAAUGAACUGAAGAGAAAUUAUUAGCUAAUAGACUGGCAGCACGCUGUAAAAUUAUUACUGUAUUGUGUACUGGCUAUAAGAUGUAGAAUCUUUCAGUAAGCCAAUCAUCUGUAAUCAUCCUAGCAGUGUAAUAUUAGGUUGUUAAGGCUGCUGUGUUUUAAAGGGCAUUUUUAUUUGGGUUUUGGUGAAAUACUUUAAUUUGUUGAUUAUAUUCAUAUGGAAACAGCAUUCAUUGAUAAUAGCUCUAAUUACAUAUGUAUGAAAACAACAAACACUGGAUGAUCUAGUUGAUUAUUUAAGCAUAAAAUAAAUUGUGUUAAAACUCUUGGA